This is a messenger RNA of Eimeria tenella, 3198 nucleotides long. RefSeq lists its product as uncharacterized. The transcript is spliced from 5 exons. The record is from RefSeq and is a predicted model, not a curated record. Lineage: Eukaryota; Apicomplexa; Conoidasida; Eucoccidiorida; Eimeriidae. Bases 1 to 3198 code for a protein of 1065 amino acids.
AUGCCCAACGAAUAUGGCAAGAUCUUGCUACAACAGAUUGAGCAACAGAGGAGGCAGAAGUUGAGGCAACGAGCUGAAGAACGUGGUCUUCCCGUGCCUCCUGAUGAACAUCCAGGGUCCUUAUCUGCCAGAGGCGCUACGCGUGCAGCAGACUGUAGGGUACUUGCUCCCACAUCUGCAGGAGGUGUCUCUCCGCAUGAGUUUCAAGCAGUACCUCAAGGGGCUAGUCGUACUGAUAAGUCCGCAGAAAGCAAGAAUGAUGACUCGCAGCAGAAUGUUGCGCAACGCACCAUUGAUGUAGCACGGGCUCUAGAAUCUCUUGCAUCUUUAGCACCGCUGCUGGCUCGUCAUGCGUCACCUCCUGCAUCUCAGUCUGGGGCAAUGACAGCUCCUUACAUUCCUUCUGUGGUCCCUGCGCCGCUCAUCAACCAACAGCCUCUCUUACUUCAACCAACUGCACUCGUGCAUCCACAAUUUUACCAACUAGGCUCACAGCCUUCACCUUACCCAUACCAGCACCUUGCUGAAAAGCCUGAUAUGGAGCGAAAAUUCACUUUGCCACUGCGAAGUCCUGGUUUGUCUCAACGAAUUUCCUUCCUAUGCCAGCAAGAAGAACUGCUGAGAGCCACACACAACCCAGAUCAUCUGACAAACGCAGAUGGUUCCGGGGGCAAGGAAAUCUCCGAUGAAGCGGAUUCAUGGUCAGCAAGUGCCUUACGUGACUCUAGUGCGAUCGAUCCUGGUCAGCAGCGCUUGACGGAAGCUAAAAAGCGGUACCAAGAAGACCUGCUUCGUCAGAUGCGGGAACGAGAAGCGGCACGCGAAGAAGAAAAGUCCAGGAGGAAACGUGAAGAUGAAGAGGAAAGGAUCCGUUUGAGUAAGGAGAUAGAACAGGAGAGGCUUCAAAAGGCAGAAGAAGACGCAAGGCAGCUUGUAAAAUCAAAGCAGCUGGCGGCAGCAAAUGUUGCAGCGGCCGGCCGGACGAAACAGCGGGAGUACAAUGAGUUGCGCGACGUUUCUUUAGAUGCUGAGCUGUGCAGCCAAAAUGGGCUGCCGAAAUUUAAGCGGUCCACUUCCAACGAACAGAACACACUGCCAGAGAAUGAACACGCGAUAAAGAAUCUCGAAAGAACCACACUCUUGCAAGAGCCAGCCAAAGAGCCAGAGAAGAGCGAGCACCUGAACGAUAAGCGAAUUCACCAGAUGUCUGUAAAUGGUGUUGAUGUGGAGCGCCUCAUAGUUUUAGGCCUUGAAGCCUUACAAACCGAGGUUCGAAUGCAAACGGAAGAAAUGCGAUUUUUGAGGAAUCAGCAGCGUCAGGUACUUCAACAAAUACAUAAAGGCAACGGAAUCGGAAACGUUUGGUGUGAAUGCGAGCGACAAAACUCCUCGGUACAGGCGGGGGAUCGCUGCCCUCAGCUUUCAAGUUCACACCCACGCAAUUUCCUUUUUAAUAGUGCGAUUCCUGCCCACCAGCGAGAGUUUCAAAAUCGACGUGCUCUAAUUACCUUGAUGUUAAGGAAUGCGGGUGUUUCUGAUCCGGAAGAUUUAGUGCGGCGCCUUGCUGACAGCGGCAUCAUAUUCUUGAACAGCGACGCUGCAUCCUCUGGAGCAGUGCCGAUGAGCACUUUCCCCUGCCAAUUUGCCCACGAAGUGGCUGAUGCAGCAGCGCAAGCAGGAGACGACUCAUCCCUCUGCAACGCAGAAAAAAGUUGGUCUCUUCACCGUAGCCCAGCGAAGCACUCUUUAUCCCGUGGACCCAGCAAAUCCAGCUGUUGUUCACUGAGGGAAAUCACAACGGAAACCCUCCAUCAGCUUACAAAAGACGAGAACUUGCGUGCCAAGCAAGAGAACGGUCCUGGAGAGGAUCCAGAAGAUCGACCCUUACCAACACUUCUGAAAUGUCAACAGCAAUGGGAAGCAAGCCAGCUCUUCUGUCAUGCUGCAAAGCAGUCGCAGUGCUUGGGAGCCCAGCAGGAUGCUGCAGAGACAAAAUGGUCAGGAACCUUAACACAGAGGAGAUUCGUCGACAAUGAAGUGCAAGGUCAAGGGGAGGGAGAGGCACGGCAAUACAGACGUGUCUUGACAAAACAACUUAGCAAGUCUCUUGAAAUGCCAGCUGACCGGAAAUGGAGACUAAACGAAUUGUGCGCCUGCAUAUCUCACUGCUUCCCCCCAACGUCUAGCCAUGGUCCGACCACUUGUGAUCCCGGCACGGACUGCGCUGCAAGAUACAUAUUCAACAGUUAUUGCACCAGCCAGUGCGAGCCUGAGCUUCCAUGCCAAACCAUUAUUCUCCCAUAUACAUCAGAAUGCAUAAAACUACCAUUUGGGCAAAAGCAGCCCAAAGCAGGCGUGCCCAGGCAUUUGGAACCAGUGGCAAAGGAUGGGUGGCCUCCUAGCAGCAAGAUGGAAACCCUUGAAAGGUCGACUGCGCAGACAGAGAUGCCUGAAGAGCAUAUUUGUCAUACCAAGCUAACAAAGGUCGAAGGUGGGAGGGUGUGGGGGGGAAGUGGCGCUGCACAGGAACCAACUGGGUUGACGGGGCACAAGAGCUUUGACACUGGUAUUGCAAGACCUGUGGCGGAGUUUAACCGAAACCAGGUUGAUAGCGUUUUUGAUCAGGUUUGUGCAUCCGAUACCCGUUUAACCUGCGCGGCUUCCAGUGUCAACGCUGCACCUAUAAAAUUUCAGGAGCCACUGGACUUGGAGUGCCAAGUUCUCCCGCAAUUCAGUGCUAGUGAAGCACGUAAUGCGCAAAGUUCCCGGCGUUCCAGAGUCGCAGCCAGCCAUCCACAGGUCCAAGACGGCCCUGUACGCACUUAUUCACUACCUCAUGCUCAGGAGCGUCUCAAAUCGAAACUUUCCUGGGAAGCUGAUACAGCACUCCCAGUCGACGAAGGGUUUCCUGCUCAUUCGCAUGCGAUUAAAGCCCAGUCGAGCGAAUUCGGCCCUCAUCCUUCAGUGCCGUUGCAAGAGCCUCCGCUUGCAGUGUCGGCCCAGCAAGGGGACCACCACAACACGCCGGAGUGUAUUGAAAACUUUAGCCCAAUCCCCGCAACGCCACCUAAUAAACACGCUUUGCCCAGUAAAAAUAACGGCGCACCCCCGGCAGCUGUCUCUAAUGGGAGCAAAUUGUGGAUUAGCAGAGGAUUUGGAGGCAGGCUCGCGAGGAGUAACUCAAGGCCGCGUCAGUAG